Microthlaspi erraticum is the source of this 828-nucleotide messenger RNA. The record is from the annotation of a GenBank genome assembly. Lineage: Eukaryota; Viridiplantae; Streptophyta; Magnoliopsida; Brassicales; Brassicaceae.
AUGGGAUGUUUUAUGGGUUGUUUCGGUCUCUCUUCCAACAAAAAACGCAGAAAUUCCAUCAGGAAGAUCCUUCCUCGAGAUCAAAGGAUCUGUAGCUACGAGCCUCUACAUUCUUCAGAUCCGUCAGAUUUCAGUACUAUUGUAGAAGAUAACUCUGAAAAGAUCUCGAAUUCGAACCUCAGGUGUGUGGUGGAUGAAGAGGAGGAUGAGGAGAAGAAGAAAGGGACAGCAAAGAAGACGAGGAAGAGAGUUAGAUUCAACUUGAAUGUACAAACCUAUGAACCAGUUCUUCUACCAUCAAGAUACGAGAACUAUUGCAGUGAUGGUGAAGAGGAGAAAGGAGAAAGAAGCAAUGUUACUUCGGUUACCGAUGAGAAACCAGAGGAUCUGAGCGGCAGAUCUGCGUAUCCUUCAAACUACAGAUACCAAAACUGUGUGGAUAGUUUCGAAGACGAAUUGGGCUAUGGGGAGAGUGAUUUGGAGGAUGAAGACUAUUACACUGACGAUGAAAACGACUAUGAGGAUGAUGCUGAUGAUGAAGAUGAAGAAGAAGAAGAUGAGGCUUACGGAGACCAGGACGUGACUCCUCUUUUGAAUCCGGUUGAGAAUAUUGCGCAGUGGAAAGCUGUUAAGGCAAAGCCAGUGAGAGUUAAACAGGUGAUGAAGGAGAAUGUUGAAGCCGAUGAUGAUCAAACGAAACCGCUGCUGAAGGAGAUAAUCGUCAAUACUAGCCUUUCUAAUUGGUUGGCCUCACCAAAGAGCUUUCAUGGGAAUGGUUCUUCCAGGAGAUCCCCAAUUGUUGAUAUCACCAACAUGGAGAACAGGUAA